CGUCAGUAACGAGCGGUUGGCCGACGCAUUGGGUGCAUUGUGGAGCGAACAUCAACGUCAUGGAGCAGCAGCGCAAUUCACCCCUGUAUUCGAAUUACGAGGAUUUGCGUGCUUCGGAGCUACCCACUGGCUCCAACGCCCAUAUGGUUAACAUAAUGCCAGGUCAACAGCCACCGGAGCCGGAAGCCCCUCACACAAAUCUCAAACGUAAUCCCGUACCGGAGUAUCGCGGAUUCAAGACAUCGGAAAACGAGCCGCUUGGCUGCAUGGAAUGGAUUGUCACUCUGCUCUCAUUGCUGGUCUUUAUUAUCACGUGCCCCAUUUCCGUAUUCAUAUGCAUUAAGGUCGUGGCCGAGUACGAGCGUGCCAUUAUCUUUCGGUUGGGCCGCCUGAGUGGCGGUCCUCGUGGUCCGGGCAUGUUCUUCAUAUUGCCGUGCAUCGAUCAGUAUCAGAAGGUGGAUCUGCGCACGGUGACAUUCAAUGUGCCGCAGCAGGAGAUGCUAACGAAGGACUCGGUGACGGUGACUGUCGACGCGGUUGUCUACUAUCGCAUUUGUGAUCCAUUGUAUGCGAUCGUGCGCGUCGAGGACUACAGCACAUCGACGCGCCUCCUGGCUGCCACCACGCUGCGCAAUAUUGUGGGCACCCGUAAUCUCACCGAGCUGCUGACCGAGCGCGAGACUCUGGCACACAAUAUGCAGUUGACCCUGGACGAUGCCACCGAACCCUGGGGCGUAAUGGUUGAGCGGGUCGAAAUCAAGGAUGUGUCGCUGCCCACGUCCAUGCAGCGUGCAAUGGCCGCCGAAGCGGAAGCCUCACGCGAUGCCCGCGCCAAGGUGAUUGCAGCCGAAGGCGAAAAGAAGUCAGCAACUGCCCUCAAGGAAGCCUCCGAUAUCAUAUCCUCCAGUCCAUCUGCCUUACAGCUUCGGUAUCUGCAAACGCUGAGCAGCAUUUCGGCGGAGAAGAACUCGACGAUUGUAUUCCCCUUGCCCAUGGAGCUCCUGACUCCGUAUCUGGCCAAGUAUAUGCCAACGAUGCAACUGCCACCAAAGCCGCAGCUGCCGUCAGAUCUGCUGAAGGAACAACAAGCCUCGUAUCCUCAGACAAUCCUCUAAGCUACACAAUCUACGCAAUUGUAUAUAGCUAUAUUAU
Molecule: messenger RNA, 1152 nt
Organism: Drosophila montana
Lineage: Eukaryota; Metazoa; Arthropoda; Insecta; Diptera; Drosophilidae
Gene: Mec2
Product: Mec2
Exons: 4
Coding region: 60-1115 (351 amino acids)
Cellular component (GO): plasma membrane
Source: RefSeq, a predicted model, not a curated record